AUGGAGCCUUCCAAGCAGUGCCAGUGCUGGAUGCGGGAGCAUGGGCACUCCGCAUCAGGUUUCUUCGGCUGCGCGCACUUCCUCGUCACGCACUCGCUUGACACAACGGUGAUCUGGCGACUGGACCGUUUAUGGCGGGUUGCUGCGGCAGCAGCUGCUGGGGGAUGCAAGCAGGAUCCCCAGAAACCACUGGACGUCCGUCAGACGAACGAAAGUCCGUCGCAGCUGUCGGAAUGCAGAGCCGAGCUCUGGUUGAAGAACUCGAAAGCGGUGCAGCGGGACGAAGCCAAAGCAUGCUUCGCCAUCGUGGGGGAGUACUUGCCAGGUCGUCGACACCCAGGAUACCGCCCUGACGAUUUCAAGGGCGGGGUUGCAUUGGUGAGAGACAGCAGCGGGUUGCUGGUCCUUACUGUGGCUCGUGGCCCUGACAUUCAUGUCUAUGCCAUCAGCCCCAACUGCCUGGAUGUCGUGCCGGUGUCGGUAGUUGGCACAAUCACCUUCAGCCUCGAUUCUUCCCUCGAGUUGGUCUUCCCAAAGGAAGGCAGCCGUUUCCGCGGAUUGAGGGCCAGGUUCGAGCCACAGGGCAGGAGAUCGUCCUCUGCAGAGCAGGAUGGGCAGAAGAGCAAAGACUCUCCUGCAAGGGCGAAAUCACCAAGCGCGACUUCGCCGAGUUCUGAACCCAGGGCAGAGGCGAAGAUUCGCAUUGGAAAGCACCAGGGCUGCACACCCCGGGGCGGCCAAAGUACGAAACAUGGAACUGGCAGCCCUACAAGUAGCCGUCAGGCCUCGUCGCGAAAUCCGGUGCUUCCUGCAUCUGGCCGAGCAAGUCCCCGCUGUGGGUGUUCGUGCAGGGUACCAAAAAGAUGGUCGACGGCCGGCCUCUGCCGUUCUGGACAAGCAGCGGCCACUUGCCAGCCAAGGGAACAGCAGGACACCCUCAUGUGUGAGACCAGCAUCGGCACCGAGAGCUUGCAUCGUGGAGAACAUCCACGAAAGAGCACAGGGCCAGGGCCCAUGGCAAGCGGCAGAAGCCGCCCGACUGGAUCUCGACGCGAGCCUUCAGCCAUCAACCUUUCCAUCAGCGCCGCAAGUCCGACAACCCACAUCAGCCUGCCGAAAGCGGUGGGUCGAGAUGUGAAGGUGGCAGCGUCGCAAGGCGCCCGAGCACUCUGCCACCAAUCUUCCUGCAAGAACAGCGUUGAUCGCCGUCGCCCGGGCGUGUCAAAGAAGCUGGUAGAAACCCCUUCACGGCAGCCCGCGAGCGUGACAAUGACUGGCGUCGGCACCUCCCGCCCAAGCAGCUACGUGCCUUCUCGGCAGACACCCCAUGCAGUGCCAGCUCGACCGACAUCCAUGACCUCGCAGUACACUCCCCACAUUCCAAUCCCAAAAAAUGCCCGUGGCAACGCCCAGCGGGCUUGCGCUCCAGGUGAAAGAGCCGCAGCCGUGGCUGCAAGGUCUCUGCUCGUCCCCAAGUUUUUGCGUGGCAAGGAUUUGGCAACCAGUGGUCCCAGUGCCGGUGCAAGUUGCAACGCCGAUGGUGAGGGUUAG
Symbiodinium natans is the source of this 1551-nucleotide messenger RNA. Lineage: Eukaryota; Dinophyceae; Suessiales; Symbiodiniaceae. The record is from the annotation of a GenBank genome assembly.